AAGCGACCCAAUUACCAAACCGGAAGUUCAGAUUUUGUUGUUGAUGUUUUUAAAUCUGAUUUUCAAUUAGAGUGUUUUGGGAGUUAUCUUACGAAAAUCUAAAGAAUAAUUACUACUGAAGAAACAAGAACCUCUCUUUCUGAUAUACAAUGGCUUCUGGACCACCGCACAGUCCGAGAAGUGCAAGACGUAAAGCAAUGAAAGUCGCCGUUUCAGGAUUGUGCUGUGAAGUUGGAUUUCAAGCUGCAGAUGAAAACGCAAUUGAAACACUUCUUGAAAUGAUGCAGAGCUAUGUGUGUGAGCUUGGUAGGAGUGCCAAGGCUUAUACAGAGCUUGCGUGUAGAACAGAAUCCAUGCUGACUGAUGUUGUCAUGGCCAUGGUAGAAAUGGGUUGCGAUGUUCAGAGCCUACCUCACUAUGCCAAGAGAGACAAUAGAAAAGCUUUCAUGCCUCCUGUUCACAGUCACCAGCCAGGUACCCCAAGGGUCCUUCAGGCAGGGAAGCGCGAGAACCACCCCACCCACGUACCUGACUACCUACCUCCAUUUCCUGACCCACACACCUAUGUCAGAACAGAGACGCACAAACAGCCAACCAAUGAUUACCAGACAUUACGAGAGAAGGCAGCCAAUCAGAAGAGAGAUAUUGAAAGGGCAACAUCUAAAUUCAUGGCGAAAACAGGAGAAACACAAAAAAUAUUCAAAGACGAUAUUACAAAAGAAUCUCAAGAGUUUUUAUUGAUAUCCCCAAGGCCUCAAAAGAUGCCAUACUUAGAUGCACUUCUACCAAAGUACCAUCAUGAUGUUGAUGGUUUAGAGAUUGGCAAGGAGACAACCCCAAAGGAGCAGAUAUCUGGAGUCAAUGUGCCUCUACCAGGCACCGUCAUACCCACAGAUACUGAAGUAAUAACAGACAAUCCUUAUCUAAGACCCAUCAAAAUGCCUAGGUUAAAAAAGAAAGGAGCAAAAUUAUUUUAGAUAUUUAUAUUUGAGGUUCCUGGGGUAGCUUUACAUGAACUGUGUUAAUGUGUUUGUUGUCAUAGAGGCAUGGUGAAUUUAGUAGUCUGAUACAAAACAAUUGUAUGUA
Owenia fusiformis is the source of this 1086-nucleotide messenger RNA. NCBI's taxonomy places the organism in Eukaryota, Metazoa, Annelida, Polychaeta, Sabellida, Oweniidae. The record is from the annotation of a GenBank genome assembly.